Messenger RNA from Manduca sexta (tobacco hornworm), 5846 nucleotides. Its product is annotated as gamma-taxilin. NCBI's taxonomy places the organism in Eukaryota, Metazoa, Arthropoda, Insecta, Lepidoptera, Sphingidae. The record is from RefSeq and is a predicted model, not a curated record. Gene Ontology annotation, molecular function: syntaxin binding.
GAAUGAAAUCACAUAAGGUGCGGAGUUCACAUCCCUAUCCAAAACGUCUUUCUCCGCUUUGUUUGGGAAAUUUCAACACAGAUAAAUUAUUUUAAAAUGGAAGCAGCAGCAGAAGAAACUCAAAAAGAUGGCACGGAGAGUGUACAAACCGAUAGCAAUAGUAUUGACAAAGCGCAAGCCCCAGCAGUUCCAGAGCCAAAAAAGAACCGAAACAACGACCGCAUGAAAAAAGAUGACAAAAACUUAGAACAGUUCAUGAAAUCGCUAAAUUCAAUACCAACUUUAGAGGAGAAAUUGUCUCUUGUUUGCAAAAAAUAUGUGCAAACAGCAGAUGAGAAUAAGAAACUACAGUUUUAUAUCAAACAGUCAGAUAAAAGAUAUGCUUUGAUAUUAAAAGAGAAAGAACAGUUGCAACUUGAGUUUAAUAAGACGGUACUUGUGAAGUCCAAGCUGGAAAAUCUGUGCCGUGAGCUGCAGAAACAGAAUAAGGCUAUUAAGGAAGAAUCCCUGCUGAAAAUCCGGGAAGAGGAAGAGCGCCGCAAGGAAACGCAGGCCAAGUUCCAAAACACAUUAUCAGAAAUCACAGCACUGCUCCAACAGAAUAAUGAGAAGAAUGCUAAGCUCCGAGACGACAACAUCAGCAUGAGUGAAAAGUUUAAGAGUGUUGUGCAGCAGUACCAGCUUAGAGAACAACAGGUGGACAAAAUGGCGAAACAGAUGGCUUUAGAAUCUCAACUCUCGGACGCUAAGCUGCAGAAGGCCAGCCUGGAACACCAAGCAGACCGCGAGCGAUUGAUGGCUGAGAUGGAACAGAUAAAAGUGAAUGUGGCGCAGUACAGGGCCAAGAUAGUGGAACUACAGGGAACUGAGACAAAUCUCCGUAGUCAGUUAGCAGUGUAUACUGACAAAUAUGAUGAGUUCCAGAAAGCUUUAGUGAAGAGCAACCAAGUGUUUGGUGGUUUCAAGGAACAGAUGGAAAUGAUGACGAAGAAGAUCAAGAAGCUUGAGAAAGAGUCGCUGUCGUGGAAGAAGCGCUGGGAGACAUCACAGACCGCGCUCAUAGAGAUGUGCACCGAGAGACAAGCUGGAGAGGAACGAGCUGCGGCCAGCGCCAAGCACCUGCAUCACAUGCAGGGGCUGUGUCGCAUGCUGCAGGCGGAGCGCGCGGCGCUGCUGUCGACGCUGAAGGAGCACAACAUCGAGCGGCCGCCGCUGCCCACGCCGCCGCCUGCGCCCGCGCCGCCGCCCGCGCCCGCGCCCGCCUCCAACGCCAAGGUUGACGCCAUGGCGGCAAACUGCGCACAAAUCAGACAGAGUCUCGCACACUUACAAAGUCAACUAAAUGUGCUUACGAGCAAACAGCAGAACAGCACACCAGAGGAACCGCCCAAGCCGGACAAACCGAAGAAAUCCAAGUCCAAAAAGAAGAGUCAGAAGGCUCAGGAGAAACUCGAAGCUGAGGAAGUUGCCAAAGAAACAGAGGAAAGCCAACCCAGUGCAAGUGAGGAGAAAGUAGAAAGUGCUUUGGAAAAUAGCGAUGAAAUCGAUGAUAAAACACUAGAAAGCCUAAUUGAAGCCAUAAAUAGCGCCAAUAUCAAUCUUUGCGACCUAGAAGUAGGCAAUGGCGAAAAUGAUGAUGUACUUGAAGAAAUACUAAAAGGUGUAGAAAGUACAACACUAGAAAGCACUGACAUUGAUAGCCCAGUAGUUGAACCACCUAGUGUUGCAAAUAAUGGAGACAUUUUAAAAGAGGAAAUGUCUAAAAUUGAAACUUUAGUAACAGAAUUAAAUGAAACUGAAGAUAAACCCGAAGUAACAGAGAAAGUUGAAGAAGUAGCUAAGAAUGUUGAAGUUUCAGAAGUAGCUAAGAAUGUAGAAGUUUCAAAAGUAGAAAGUGCAAAAGUUGAAAUUGCUAAAGAAGAAAAAACCAAUAAGGAGAAUGUGGAAGUGACAACUGUUACAAGCGAAUCAUAAGGCCUAAGCAAAGAUGAAGAGACAAUACUGCCCAGACAGAGCUGUUAACUGAAUUAUUUUAAAUCUUAUACUAAUAACUUAGGGUUUGUAUUUCAAUGCUAUUAUGAGAUUCAAAGCACUGCUACUGACAAGACAGUAUAGUCAACAUGGUCUUACUACUGUUGCUAAGCCAUAAAAAAUUAUAAACCCUAAGUUUAUUAAAAUAAAGUUCAAAAUAAUUUAACAACCUUGCUGCAUUAAGUACUGUCGGUGAAUUUCGGCCUCGUGUCCAUCGUUGAUCUGUACAUAGUGUUUGAACUGUCUUUUCUACGUUUAUAUAUAGAAUAAUCGUUUUUAUAAGUGUUUCAUUGUAUGUGUGCGUUUUAAAGUGGCUUUUAUUUAAGAAGACAUAAGUGCCAUUAUGCUGUGGAAACAUUUAGGCAUCCACUUCACCAAAUCUUGAGUAGGUGUCCUGUAAUGAAAUUGGCAUUUUGAUAAGCUUCUGAAGUCAAACUGUUACAUUUCAGGUUUUCUCUGUAAUUAGCCAAGGCAUUUUAGUCCUUCCACCCUGGCAUAAUCUAGCAAAGGUAUAUCCUACUACCAAAUUUCUAAAUCACACUAGCGUAAUCUUGUAAAACUUAUGUAAAAGCCAUUUCAAAGCGUUUGAUGUUAAAUAUUGCGCCAUUUUAGUUUUCUCGCGUGUUUUUGACGGAUCGGCUUUGUUACAAUCAGCAUUCAGUGUCUAGUCAAUGAGUGAAACGCGUUAUUUUAAUAAUAAACAUAAUACUGACCGUGUAUUGGCUUGUCCUUUCCAAAUCACUAAGAUUAUUACUUAUGUACAUUAUCAAGCAUUGAUAACGUAUUUAUUAAGUUUCUUGCUACUCAUCAGUGGCGAAGGGUGACAUUGUUCAAAAGGCAAUCCACAGCAAAAAAAAAUGCAUCCGUUUACAUGUCGCAGCCAAUUUAACCGGAAAACAACAACUAAAGCAAACGUAAAUAACCUAAAAGGGAAGCCGGUAGGAAUCGCGUUGUGUGGACGCCACUGCUACUCAUAUGUGUAGAUUACGUGUUUGUCAGUGACGAAAGGAAUUUUUAAAAGGUAACCCGAGUCAAUAUUACCUUAGUUAACAUAUCGCGGUCAAUUUAAUAGAAAACGGAGCUUAAAUUAAUUCGGUGCUUGACACUGAUAAUCCAGCAUAUAAAAAAGGAAGUUCUUACCAGCACCAAUCCUGAAGAUCCGCCGUCCUGCAUUACAAAAGUCACUGGCGAGAGCGAGAGGCGACACGACUCACAAUCAUUGAGAAUUAAAGAAUUACAAUUUAGAUAACAGAAAACGAAAACUAAGACAAACGUAAAUAAACCUUAAAGGGAAGCCGUUAGGAAUUUGGUUGUAUGGACGCUUCGCCACACUAGUUGCACUCAGUAAGCCUUUGCACCAGAGACGAUUUUAGCUUGCAAAGAUUUUAAUGUGGGUUCAACAAUCUCGGAAGAUUAUCAGAAGAAUCUAUAGCAUAAUUCAUUGUAGCAAAAGCUAAGUAUAUAAAAAGUUACCGAAAACGGACGUAAAAUAUUUUUGACCCGUGUUUGACCUAAAGCAGGCCCCAGACGUAUUUAAUCAUUAAAAAAUCUAGAGAUUUUGAAAAAUCGCUUGUCAGCAAUGUCUAUAGUGUCGAAGAUUAUCUGGUUUUCUUGCCUCCGGGUCAAAUCAAUAAUUCUCAGUUUCGAGUUGCCAUGCUUGAAUCCCGUCGCAUGAAAUGAAAUUGAGGUUUUCUGGUCAGUAUUAGUUUGAAGUCUGAAAUUGUGUCCAGUAAAUUGUAAUAGACCUUACAAUGGCCAAGUGUACCUAUAACUCGAUUCCUAUCGGCUUCCCUUGAUGUUGAAUUUAAUUUUCAUUAGAACGAUUUGCAGCUGCAUUAAUGCAUUAGUACCAAUAUGUUGUGUCGGGUUCCUUUUCAGAUAAUUUCACCUUUCGCCAGUGAGGCCCUAUUACAUAAGACCUAACAUGACUGUAGUAAAGUAGGUAUGUUACACCUAAAAGAAAAAACAAAAAACGCGUCAUUAUAUUACUUUAGUGUUGCUAUUUGUAUGAACAGGCGCUAUUAGUCUACCUAAACUUUCAAGUUAUAUAGAAUACUAGGUGACCCGGAGAACUUCGUACCGUCAUAUUAUUUCUUUUGUCUCAUUCGCACACUCAGUUUUCUGAGAUUUUUAAUUGCUAAUAUCUUUUUUUUGACAAUAACGAACAAAUAAAGGAAAGAUUUAUCAAAUUUAGUGCAAUCGUUUGGAAGUUACACGCGUACAAACAUUUCGGUAAUUCAUUUUUAUUUAUAGUUUUCGUAAUUUUUCAGGUGUACGUAUAGCAUUUCAAAGUUAUGUAUCUGAAAUAACGCAUUUCAUCAUUCAGCUAAUUUCAGGACAUUAAGAGGAUGUUUCAGUAUUAUUUUUGGAUUUAAUUUACUGAUACUGUAUGAAAAAGUUUUGUAAGGAUAAAAUCUAUGGCGGCUUCGCAUUACACAAUAAAAACUAGGAAAACCAAACUAUACCACGCAAAAUUGAUUUAUCAUAGUAGUUCAAUUAUUUAGGAGUUUUAAAUGUCAUCUGACUUAUAAAUCAUAAUACCAAUACAACAGCUUCCCCCAGAGGCAAUUCUUGUGCGCUUGUUCUCCACACCGAAUGCACGCCCACGCACGGGGGAUUUGUCACGGCCCUAGGCACACAGUGAAGUGUGUAUACCCCAUGGUUGCAAUUACACAUAGGGGCCUACGAGGGACUCGUGAACAUUUCCGCUCCAAUUCAUUCCGCCCAUCCUAUUACUUCCUCUUCCUUCCCCUUCUUUCCUCCCCUAUUUCUCCUCUUCCUCUCUUCCUCCAGGGCCCCGCAGUUGCUAAGCCGGGGGGAACCAGUAUACCGUUCGCAGGUUUCCCUCGGAGUUGACUGCGGGAUCUGUACUUAAAAAAAAUAAUGCUUAGAUGAUUCAUCGUGUUACAGUUGAAUCAGGAAUAAAGGUCAACUGACUAAUCAAUCAUACCAGCCCAGUACUAUAUACUGUCCCACUGCUGGGCACGGGCCUCUACUGCUGAGAAGUUGUAGAUCUUAACAUUUUACAAAGUCUGCAAUGUUGCGCGUCAAGUGUUGCCAAUUCUGCCUAAUUUAGAAAUAUUCUCGGCCUGCAAAGUAUAUUUUAAGAUGUAGUUCGGUAAUUUUUUUGUCGUCUCGAGACGAAAAUAAUUUAAAUAUUAAUAUACAAAUUGUGUAUAUUUUCAAUAGUUAUAUAAAAUUGUUUUUAUCUAAUAAACUUUUUAAAAAUGUUUUUUCUUCGUGAAAUGGUAUUUUAAUAAAAUCAUUGCAGUCUAUUGAGUUUUUGUGAAUUUAUGCGAAUUGAACACUUUAUAUUCAAUUUGUGCAUGGCCUAGUGGUGCAGUGCGCAAUGAGGGGCGGGAUCGAUUCCUGACUAUUGAGAUGCUCGUAGUUUCUGGUAUCCAUAAGACGUGUAACUUUAACAAACUGUUGCGUGUAUUUAUUUAAUGAAUAGUUUUUUCGUGAUCCCACUCGAGUAAAAGUGCGGCUUUAGAGCCCCAUUGAGAACUCUCAGAGUUAAAAAUUGCCGUUUAUGUUAGUCCAGAACAGCCCAUGUAUGUGCCAAAUUUAAUAUUAAUCAAUUCGUUGAUUUUACGUUAACUUCUUACAAACAUCUAAUCAUCUUCAAAAUACUUUAUUCUUACGAAUAUAACAUAGGAUACUUCGACAUUUACAUGCUGUGUAAAAUUUAAUCCGCCAUAGAUUUUAGUCCCAUGCGUUAGAAUAAAGAAUACUGUCCAAAACACAAUGUUUUUAUUUGUAACAGCCAGCUGUUUUUAAUUUUUGUAUAAAAUAAAAUAAGAUUUUGUAACGAA